Molecule: messenger RNA, 427 nt
Organism: Diversispora eburnea
Lineage: Eukaryota; Fungi; Glomeromycota; Glomeromycetes; Diversisporales; Diversisporaceae
Source: the annotation of a GenBank genome assembly
GCUUGAUCAAGAGUUUCCUCUUAACAAAGGAUGGGCCUUGAAAGAGAACCUAAAACUUGGUAAUAAGGGUGGGGGAAAACGUAUAUCAAAAAAGGUGGUUCAGUAUUUACAAGGUUACUUUUUGACUGGAAACUUGAGAGCCGUGGAUCGUUAUUCACCUGAAAAUAUGCAUACCUGUUUAGAAGAACUUGCUGCAGAAGGAGAAAUUGUCUUGGAAGAAAUAUCAACAGUAAAAACUAUCAAAGGGUGGAUAGGAAGGUACAGUGCCAAUUUCAAGAAAGAAGCAUCAGAGCGAGCAUUGGUAGAGAAUAAUAAGGAAAAUAUAAAUAUUGAAGGAAAUGUUGAAGAAUCAGCAAAAUUUAAUAAUAAAGCUACUAUGAAAUCUUCAUUUCCUCUAUCUAAAAAUUUCGAAACUCUAAAAAAAUAA